ACUGCACUGAAAUUAUUAUCAUCAGAUACAAAUCGAUCGAGCCGAGCCGCGCCGCGCCGAGCCGAGCCACACGCAUACAGCGCCAAUGGUGUCCGAUUCGAGCACCGCCCACAAGGCCGCCUCCAACGGCGACGAGGCGGCGGCGGAGGAAGAGAGAUGCUCGGUGGAGGAGGUGGCGCUGGUGGUGCCGGAAACCGACGACACCUCCCUCCCGGUGAUGACAUUCCGUGCAUGGGUCCUGGGCCUGGGCUCCUGCACCCUCCUCAUCUUCCUCAACACUUUCUUCAUCUACAGAACGCAGCCGCUCACCAUCUCCGCCAUUCUGAUGCAGAUAGCGGUGCUGCCGCUAGGGCAGCUGAUGGCGGCGACGCUGCCGGAGAAGGAGUUCACGGCGUUGGGGCGGUGGAAGUUCACCCUCAACCCUGGCCCGUUCAACAUCAAAGAGCACGUGAUUAUCACGGUGAUGGCCAAUUGUGGCGUUUCCAUUGGCGGUGGAGACGCCUACUCCAUAGGCGCCAUUACUGUCAUGAAAGCUUAUUACAAACAGAGCCUCAAUUUCCUCUGCGCUCUCCUCAUUGUCCUCACCACUCAGAUUCUAGGGUACGGAUGGGCAGGAAUGCUUCGAAAAUACUUGGUAGAUCCAGCUGAGAUGUGGUGGCCAUCGAACCUAGCUCAGGUCUCCCUCUUCAGAGCACUUCACGAGAAGGAGACCAACUCAAAAGGGAUGAGCAGGAUGAAAUUCUUCCUGGUUUUCAUGGCGGCGAGCUUCCUCUACUACAUAUUCCCCGGCUACCUCUUCCAGAUCCUCACCUUCUUCUCGUGGGUCUGCUGGGUGUGGCCACGCAGCAUCACCGCCCAGCAGAUCGGCUCCGGCUACCACGGCCUCGGCGUCGGCGCCUUCACCCUCGACUGGGCCGGCAUCUCCGCCUACCACGGCAGCCCCCUGAUUUCCCCCUUUCCCGCCAUUCUCAACGUCAUGGCAGGAUUCAUCAUGUUCAUCUACAUCAUCGUCCCCUUAUGCUACUGGAAGUACAACACCUUCGACGCCCGCAAAUUCCCCAUCUUCUCCAACCAGUUAUUCACCUCCACCGGACAUAAAUACGACACCAACAAGAUCUUAACCCCACAGUAUGAUCUCAACAUCGCAGCUUACGAAAAUUACAGCAAACUCUACCUCAGCCCCCUCUUCGCCCUCUCCAUCGGUUCAGGAUUCGCCCGGUUCACCUCCACCCUCACACACGUCGCCUUGUUCAAUGGCAGCGAUAUUUGGAAGCAGAGCAAGGCUGCUGUGAAGAACGCUAAAUUAGACGUUCAUUCGAGGUUGAUGAAGCAUUACAAGCAAGUUCCGCAAUGGUGGUUCCUUGUUUUGCUAUUCGGAAGUAUCGCGCUCUCGUUGAUGAUGUGCUUUGUAUGGAAGAACGACGUCCAGCUUCCGUGGUGGGGGAUGCUUUUCGCCUUCGCUUUAGCUUGGAUCGUCACGCUGCCUAUCGGCGUCAUUCAAGCCACGACGAAUCAGCAACCGGGCUACGACAUAAUUGCUCAGUUCAUCAUCGGGUAUAUUCUUCCUGGGAAGCCGAUAGCCAAUUUACUUUUUAAAAUAUACGGCAGGAUCAGCACGAUUCACGCUCUUUCGUUUCUCGCCGACCUUAAACUCGGACAUUACAUGAAAAUCCCACCCCGAUCCAUGUUCACGGCGCAGCUCGUGGGCACGUUCGUUUCCGGGAUAGUCAAUCUCGGAGUGUGUUGGUGGAUGUUAGGAAGCAUCGAAAACAUCUGCGACGUCGAGGCUUUACAUCCCGAGAGUCCGUGGACGUGUCCUAAGUUUCGAGUGACGUUCGACGCGUCCGUCAUUUGGGGGCUAAUCGGGCCGGAGAGGCUAUUCGGGCCCGGAGGGAUGUACCGGAACCUUGUGUGGCUAUUCCUGAUCGGCGCCGUCUUGCCGGUGCCGGUGUGGGUUCUUAGCAAGGUCUACCCGGAGAAGAAAUGGAUUCCUCUGAUCAACAUUCCGGUGAUCUCGUUCGGAUUCGCCGGAAUGCCGCCGGCGACGCCGACGAACAUCGCUAGCUGGAUCAUCACCGGCACGAUCUUCAACUACUUCGUGUUCAAGUACAGGAAGAGAUGGUGGCAGAAAUACAAUUACGUCUUGUCGGCGGCAUUGGACGCCGGAACGGCGUUCAUGGGAGUUCUGCUGUUCUUCGCGUUGCAGAAUGAAGGGAAGAACGUUAAGUGGUGGGGGUCGGCGCCGGACCACUGCCCGUUGGCGUCUUGUCCGACGGCGCCGGGGAUUGACGUCAAAGGUUGCCCUGUUUUUAGAUGAGCAUUGAAUUGAGAAAAAAAAAAAAAGAAAAGGAGGAAAAUCUUUAGGGUUUUUGAAUAAUUUGAUUUCUCAGAAAUUGGUUGUUCAAAAUCAUUGUGGGAGUGGGAAUGGGAAUGGGAAUGGGAAUGGGAAUGGAUUUGGGAUAUCAGGUGGACCAUUGAAGACGACAAUUGAGUUUCUUGCACUUGUCUGUUUUCAGUCGAAAUAGAAUCUUUUGAAAUUCUCGUGUCUGUUUAUGUUGUUGUUCUUGUUGUUGAUGUUCUUAUCCACUACGCGAUAGCAAAUGAAAGUGGGCAUCUUUCUUUCUUUCA
Molecule: messenger RNA, 2628 nt
Organism: Andrographis paniculata
Lineage: Eukaryota; Viridiplantae; Streptophyta; Magnoliopsida; Lamiales; Acanthaceae
Product: oligopeptide transporter 3
Exons: 6
Coding region: 86-2317 (743 amino acids)
Biological process (GO): transmembrane transport
Molecular function (GO): oligopeptide transmembrane transporter activity
Source: RefSeq, a predicted model, not a curated record